ACCCGAAGCCACUAGAAGCUCCGCUCUAAAAAACGAAAAAUAAAGAACGAAUGAAACGAACGCUCUUCUAUUUGCAUCGUGAAAAUCGUGCACCGUCCUUCCCACGAACUCACGAUGUUUCUGAAUGUCAAAUGUUUUAUCGCCACUGUCAGCUACGACGCUAAAAUGCAGGUGAGAAACUGUGGAUUGGUGCAAUAGAACCUCGGCCCCAGGAGUGGCCCGGGGGUUACCCUGGGGACCUUGGGGAGGUGAUCGCGCGAAGACGAAGUGGCUGAGACCGACGAAGGACACGGGAGGCGGAGGAGGAGGCCGCUAUGAACGCCAGCGUUAACGUCGAGAGGAACUCCUGGCGGCUGCCUCCCGAUGAGACCGUCCAGGUCGCCGAUCCCCGUUCAAAAUCAGCCCAGGUAAAAGAGGAUUUAACGUAUGGGGAGGGUGGUCACAACUGGCGGAGCAUAAUUUUCUCACUACUGGUCAUCGGCUUCGUUAUCGCUGGUAUCGUCACGGCAAUUUAUCUCCUCGGGUACGUCGACGAGCUCCUGUACUGGAGCGGCAGGCGUCUUACAUUAGACGAGUGCCUUCGUGAUGACCUGACACCGCACAGGUUACCAACGACCUGGAUAUCCCACGAGAAGUUUGUCUACCAAGCCGACGAUGGUUCCCUCACCCUCCUGAACACCCGCGUCAAUGUCGUGACCAUUUUAGUCUCUAAUCAUACGCUUAGACAAUUGAAUGUUCAGGGCUACGAAUGCAGUCCCGACCUGCGUUAUGUACUGUUCAGGCACAAUGUCAAGCCGGUCUUUCGGAACACUUUCACCGCUCAUUACACCGUCUACGAUGUCACGAAUGAUCAUCACACACCCCUUCGCUUGCAAACGUCGCGACGUAUGCAGCAGACGCGACUGCAAUACGCCAUUUGGCUGAGCAAUACGACCAGCAUCCUGAUGAUUUCCGACAACGACAUUUAUCUCAGAAUGUCGCCCGCCGCGACAGAGGACAUUCGCUUGACCGACACGGGUGUACCCGGAGUGAUCUACAAUGGCAUGCCCGAUUGGCUGUAUCAGGAAGAAGUGCUACCGAUACCGCAAGCAAUAUGGCCUAGUCCAGACGGCACCCGUAUUCUCUAUGCCACAUUCAACGAUACGCGAGUGAGCGCGUUGCAAUUUCCUUGGUUUGGCACGCAGUUGGGUCAAGACGGAAGUAGCUCGAGUCCGCUGGGAACAUUCAAGAGAGGCUCCUUCCCGCCUUCCAGAUCAAUUAGGUAUCCGACACCGGGCUCGCCCAACCCGGAAGUCGAACUGUGGGUUAUGGAACUUGGGAAUGUGAGCUCUACGAAUCACACCGGAAAUAUCACGAAGCCAGAAAAACGGAAGUUAAAGCCGCCGCCGUCUUUGGAUGGACAAGAUUCCUAUCUGAUAUCAGCCGGCUGGGUCGGCGACGACGCCACGCAGAUCGCCGUCGUCUGGAUGACGAGGAUGCAGAAUCUGUCGGUGGUUUCGGCCUGCCGUAGCCCUUUAUGGGAAUGCGAGGAGACCCACUUGGAGAGAGCACCUGAAGGACUAUGGCUAGACGCUCAGCCACAUCCUCUCUUCGCUCCGGAUGGUGAUAGCUUUUUAUUGCUAGCCACGGUGCAAGAAGGUGACAAAGAGCAUUUUACGCACAUAAAGCACGUCACGCUUACACAGCAGAGAAUAGCAGUUUUAUCGCACGGUCGUUACGAGGUAAGCGAGAUAUUAGCAUGGGACACCAAGGCACAUCUCGUUUAUUAUUUGGCCACUAGAGAGAAAAGACCCGGUCAGAGACAUCUUUACGUGGUACGCGAUCCCGCUGCGGAGGAUCCUCGUCAUUUCGAGCCAUUGUGUGUCACUUGCGAUCUCGGAGAAGUGCUUUGGAGCAGUAGGUUCUAUUACACAAAUUGCACGCAUUUCGGCGCUUCCGUCAGUCCGCCAAUAAACGACGACACGCAGGGUUACUACGUAUUGCACUGCGAGGGUCCUGGCCUUCCUCUCGCAGGCGUACACAUGACGUCGUCGCACAAGAUGGUCCGCGUGUUAUACGACACGAGAAUUCAACGUGCGGAUAAAUUAUCAGAACUGGCACUGCCCAUCAGACGAAAUUUCGAGGUGCCACUACCUCAAGGCUGGCGAGCGCAGGUGCAACUGCUGCUGCCUCCUUCGUGGCGGGAGGAACUCAGAGACGCGGCGUUUCCCGUGCUCGUUGAGGUGAACGGUCGCCCUGGUAGCGAAGCGGUCACGGACAAGUUCCGGAUAGACUGGGGAACGUACAUGUCGAGUCACAACGAUGUGGUUUACGUGAGGCUGGAUGUACGCGGCGCCCGAGGUCAGGGGAAAAAGGAUCUCUUCAGGAAAAUAGGUGGCGUCGAGGUGCAGGAUCAACUUACUGUGCUGAGACAUCUUCUCAAGACACACAAGUACCUCGACGUCACCAGAGUCGGCGUCUGGGGAUGGGGUUACGGUGGAUAUGUGACCGCGAUGGUCCUCGGCAGUCAAGAAAAUGUCUUCAAGUGCGGCGUCGCGGUAAAUCCAAUCGCCGAUUGGAUGUAUUAUAAUUCCGCAUUUACGGAACGAAUUCUCGGCGCUCCAGCCGAGAACUACAAGGGUUACGUGGAGGCUGAUCUCACGCAGCGAGCGAGAUUGGUGCCCAGUCGCAGCCUUUACCUCCUUCACGGUCUAGCUGACCUCACAGCGCCUUACACGCACGGCGUUGCCUUCGCUAAGGCUUUGUCCGAAGCGGGAGUCAUCUUUAGAUAUCAGAGUUACGCAGACGAAGAUCACGCCCUGACGGGUGUACUCGAACACGCUUAUCGUUCCAUGGAGGACUUCCUCGCCGAGUGCCUCGCCCUGGAUGCCUCCUAGUGCCUCAAGCCAAGAAAUCUUUUGUUGUCUCUAGUACGCCUAAUUCCGAUACAUCCAGAACGGACGUUAAUACAGAGACUCGUCCUCGAGAUCACGGCAACGGAUUGCGAAAAGAGUGAUCUCUUGGAAGCUCGUUCAGAGCCUGAAUCGCGAAAUAAGUCAGGCUGCUGGUUGGGAACGUGGCGGGAGAAGAAGAUCGUUUAUCCGACAAGACGAGAGCGAGUGAGAGAGAAGAAGAAAGUGGAGAAGAAACGUCAUUUGAUAUGUGAAAGAAAUUCAUGUAAAAAGAAGAUCGAGAUUAACGGAAGGAAUUCACGAAACGAGAGUAAAAUGGCGUUUGUAUGAGCAAUAUCGUUAAAACAUAUAUCAUUCGCCUGCGGAUUACCUCUUUACUACGAAAAACUCACUCACUUUUCUCUCUGGACGCGUAUCUAGUGAUACAUAUGUCACUAGGCCACGAGAGAAUUCAAACAUCACGAAAAGGAGAAACGAGAAAGAAUACGUCUGGUAGUAUUUUUGUACAUUAUCAAACGACGUCGCUUGCGUUUUCUGUACGGAUUUGGUAUGUCGAUAGUUACAUAAUUCGUCGGAUAAUAUGAAUUCAUACUCAACGCAUGAGCACGCAAGCGAUUUAUUUGAUAAUGACACGCGUCGUAAAAGUAUUACAAGGACAAAUGUACGCGCAUAUAUGCCAUGAAAUCGAUUUCAGGCAACGAUGAAUUUCGAGAUGCGGAGAUAAAAAUGAGAUGCGUAUUCGAAAGCACAGACUGAAUUACUAUGUGCGGAGCUUAUCGACGACUUGCAAAUUCGCAUCGUUCGCGUGACACGCCAUCGGAACGGCAUUUAUAAAAUCGGCGUCGAGUGUUUGCAAGCUCGUCAUUAACGUUUUGCUGUGUUCCAAGUCCUAAAGGCGUUUAUUAGAAAGAGCCUGAGAUUUUGUAGCGCGACUAAAGACGACAUUAUUACGAAUAACAGAUCAACGUACAGAGCUUAUUGGGAGUCUGCAAACUUGCACUUUUCUUUAUAUCUCAUUUUUUACACGAAUGUAUCGAAUAAUGGUAUUUGAAAAACCGUAUCUCGAUACGGAUAAUUGGCUCUGCGAAUUGCAAUCAACACUUUUGUCUAGGGAGUGUCUUUGCAAGCUUCCAUCUCUUUUUUUUUCUAGCUACGUCACUGGUGCCUCCUCGAUUUUAAACGAGGAAAAAGUAUCUACGCCUAAGCGGUGACGUUCGUCCAAAGGCAUCGACAUAUUUACCAUUAUAUAUAGAAUCGAACGGCUACUGUAAGUUUUGUGUUGUACAGCUUGGCGCCUAGUUCUAUGUAUCAUAAUGUUAUACGCGUAAGAAGUUGUUCUAUACAGCUCUUAUAUAUUCCCAUUUUGAUCCGCCCCCUCCCUCCUCUCUUCUACCCGUUUGAAUUUUGAAUAUUUGUACAUACGUAUACACUCAUGAGAAUUGUUCUUUCGUGAGACCCCUUCGACGAGAUUUUUCGCUGAUGCUUGCAAAAAUCACGAGUUAUUUAUAGGACAAACAGUCUUUUCUGGUUUCUAAAUUCAAUUUUCGACAAGAUUUAUGAAAAAUAUACUUGUCAGAGCAUGCGUGAACUCGAAUCUCAUCGAAGGUGCAGGUAUCAGAUUCAUUAUCUUCCCUUCGAUAUACAUUGAUCAAUCCCGAAUAGAUGUACGAUUAUGCUAAACAAGUGAUAUAUUUGCAAUCGUCACAACUAGCUGUCGAUCAUCAGACGCGAUCGGCAUUAGAGAUUAAAAUGCUCGGAGAUUCUAUGAACUGAGGUGUCGUCGAGAAAUAAUAGGACUCGUAAACGUCUCGAAAAUAUCUGCGACAGUGUUGACAUUUUUAUGAUACAUUUUCACACAUCUUUCGAAAAAUUUCAUAAAUUAUUUUAUUAUUAUUUAUUUAUCGCUAGCUGCACAGAAUAUUUAUGUUGAUAUUAUAAAUUUAAAAAAUGUCUUCAUUAAUUUAAUUGUAUCCUAAAAUAUACUUUCUACAAAUUACUUCAUCAGAUGUUUAUCAGAUUUGAUCAGAACUUUGUUAGAUCGCAGAUAAUGUUCGAGAGAUCGUGUCAAUCUUUCUAGUUGUUUGAAAAAAAAAUAACUUGCGAGUUCGUGAAUGUUAAUUAGAAAAGAGGCACGCUCGGAUGAGAAAGUGUCGCACGUCGCCAUAUGUACGCUGCAUGACAAGCAGCCCCAAAAUGCCGACAAUCAAGGCUAGUGCAACUAAUCAAACGAUAAUAAAUAGAAACGGAGAGAAAAGAAAACUACUUAAUAAUUUUAAUGAAUACUCGUGAAUGAUCGCUGUGCGUAUUGUAAACCGUGAUGCGAAGUCUGUAUUGUCAAACUAUCGCGGCCGAGGAGACUUCGCGGGAGCGAUUUAUGCGAAAAUAAAAAUAGACGCAAAGGAUUGUUAAGUCAAGAUAAUGUGCCCGCUGUCGACUGUAGAAAGUACAAAGAUAUAACGCGUAAUGGAGGCUUCGACAAAUUUUCUAUUGUUUUGCUCAAAAAAGUUCAAAUAGAACUUGGCAAAAAUUUCCUUUAACAUUUUCUCGCUAUCUCACAAUAAACUAAAGUUCUGUGUGAUAAACCUUCAAUGUGCAAUACUUAUUACAUGUAAUACGCAGCAAGUGUUAUGUUAAACGAGGUUCCUCCAUUUCGCGAUAAAUGAUUGGUCAUUUGUAGUGAAACAAAAAGUUUAUCGUCAACAAUAUCGCUUCCAUUUAUCCCCGAAUAAAUAUAACGCGAGAAAUUGAAACAAAUUCCGUUUGAUCUAAGAAACGAGAGAAAGAGUGACUGAUUGUUUGAUGAAAAUUGAAGAAGCGUGAGAAUUGCAGGGAGAAGAGACGAGAAGGGGAAGAAAGAGGAGACAGAAAUAAAGCGAAUGAAAGUGGGAACGAGAGAGUGUGUGAGUGUGUAAUCUACAAUCAAUUAUUAAAUAUAAUAACGGCAGAAAGUGAGGCAAAUUAAAUGUAAGCAUAGGGUAUCGGAAAAAAAUUAUCACGAACGCAGGCACGCAACAAGCAUGCGAAUUAUGAAGUUAAUCGCAACAAAGAAACCUUGGUAGCAGCGCAUAAGAGUAUCUAUAGCUUUUGGUAACGUAUUAUUGCCGCUAGGCUAAACAAAAACACACAUGCAUACACAUACACACAUCUACGCAUAUACACGCAAUAUAUUAAAAAAAGAAAAAAAAAACAGAUAAUUCACGCGGAACUCGAUAUAAAGAUUGGGCCCGUGCGAACGCACAAACAAAUUGACGCGAAUUAAGUACAUUCGUCGUAUAGAUCGAUCGACUGAUCGGCACGAUCGAUCGUCAAACAGAACACAUCAAUGCCGAUAAAUUUAGGUAAAAAUAAUUAGUCUAAUUCAUUGAUUUCUCAUAGAAGAAAUAAAUAGUCAAUGUAAAAAUCAAUUGCUAAAAAACACUUUAUCUAAAUUUCGAAUAAUUUUAAAAUUUUUAUCUGUAUUUAAAUAUUAAAAUUGACGCAUAGAAAAUUUCAAUUUUGAUGCUCUGCUGUGCUAGCGACACAGAGCAAAUUGAGACCCCUUAACGACGACGAGUGACUCCUUUUUUUCCAACAAUUUGUGGCUCUAAACAAGUCUGUAUCCGCUCGAAACCGUGUUUGACUGUCUUGAAAGAUCGUUUUUUAUGUCUAUUUCAUCGAAAUGCUCGAUACGCAUUCCAUGAAAGCCACGGAUGUCGAUCGGACUGCUCGAUCGAUUCUUGCCUUCGAUUCGUAGCACGAAAGUUAUUUCUACUCGAUUUUUGGCGAUAUUCGCACGGACCUGCACCGCAAAUAUCCACGAAAUCGGCUAAUCAAUGAUUCGCACUGAUUAAUGAUAAUGUCGAAAAAAAUAAGCAAUGAAUCUGCAAAAGUUAGGAAUUGACUAAAGAUUUACAUCUCUUAUUCUGUUAGAAAAAAACCUUUUUCGUUUAUUAAAAAAAAAGUAAUGAAUUGCUUCAAAGAUUUCAGUUCAUCUAACGCAUCUAAAAUUUUUGUCUGAAAUUUAUAUUAUUUUAAUACAUGAAGUGUCUUUGUAAUUCUAUUUUAUGUAAUUAAUUACUAGAAUUUAUUGAGAAAAGUUUCACAUCUAAUUUUUUGCUGAGAGAUGAAUUGACAAGAUUGCGAAGAUGAAAUUCAAUCGAAUUUUUGAGAGCGAUUGCAGUUAACUUCGCUUAUGGACUUAUAACCUGUCGCCGAUUUCGCGGAUAUCGUUCAAGUUAUCUUACACGUAACAUCCACGAGAUAAUCAUGUUAUUAAGAUUCUGCGUUUUUUAAUAUCAGCGAUGCUCCGCCCAGACAUCGGACGGAUAAAGUGUUUUCAAUAAACUGUUACAUUAUC
Linepithema humile (Argentine ant) is the source of this 7227-nucleotide messenger RNA. Its product is annotated as A-type potassium channel modulatory protein DPP6. NCBI's taxonomy places the organism in Eukaryota, Metazoa, Arthropoda, Insecta, Hymenoptera, Formicidae. Gene Ontology annotation, biological process: proteolysis. Gene Ontology annotation, molecular function: serine-type peptidase activity; dipeptidyl-peptidase activity. The record is from RefSeq and is a predicted model, not a curated record. Gene Ontology annotation, cellular component: plasma membrane.